This is a messenger RNA of Aspergillus nidulans FGSC A4, 786 nucleotides long. RefSeq lists its product as uncharacterized. The transcript has 2 exons. The record is from RefSeq and is a predicted model, not a curated record. Lineage: Eukaryota; Fungi; Ascomycota; Eurotiomycetes; Eurotiales; Aspergillaceae. Bases 1 to 786 code for a protein of 261 amino acids.
AUGCGUAUCAGAUACGGUCAGAGCUUCACUAUCCGCGGGCUUUUCUCACGCCGCUCAAAGCGAGGAAGGAGAGCGAAGCGCUGCUCAACAAUUUGUGAUGAUAACGGCUCUUCGGCAUUAGCAUCGACAUCGGCGUCCACAAUUCGUCCUCCAAGAUUGCAGUCUAUACAACUUAGUAAAGAACUCGAAAUCCUUGGGCUCCUGUCAGAUCCUCGAAGCGGUCAGGAAGCGACUUCGGCAUCAUGGCUUUCGUCUAGUCCCGCUAGCACGCUGCAUGUCGCUGCUUCAGCAUCCCCAGCGCCUUCUUACUCUCUCUUUCCUGCUGUAGGCGAGCAAUCAACCCCGGGCCUAUUUCAGAAGGACUAUAAAUAUGACGACGAUGAUGACGAUGAUGCAUAUGACACUGAACAAGAGCAGACCAUUCUCUCACGGCAGAUCCCCCAAACAUCCUACCCUACUUCUCCGCUCCUGCCACCCCCACCAUCGCUCUCGGUCCAUGCUCGGAACUUAGCACAAGAAGACGUCUCACUAUCAAUACCAAAGCCCGAGUCAGAAGCCGGCGUCCCGCCCAGUCCAACAUUUAGUUACCGCACCUUUGUCACCCGCUCGUCAGGAAUCUUCCCGUGGGGCACAGAGCCACAUGUUGUCGAGGAGGAUGCGGCGUCUGAGGUCCUGGUGCUUCCCACGCCGCCGCCGUUUGCGCGUUCACUGUCAGCUUAUAUUUUCAAGGCAAGGCGCAGCCUAGCCCAGAAGCCUGAGAGCGCGCAAUUUCAGCUUGCAAUCUAG